AUGGUUGUUGACAAGAAUGACAUCCAAGGCGAUGUAUGGAGCAAGGGUUUUUUGAAGCACAAUGAAACGUACUACUUCUUCUCUAUCGCGGACCAAAAGCAGAAAAUCUUUUCCCAGUGCUUGAAGAAACUGGCGGCUCAAGUGGGCGAUGCAUCUCUCAUCACCAGUCUGACACAGGUACAGAAGGACCGGGAUACAGCAGGCGAAGCGCGUGCUCUCAACAAAAUUGCAAUUAUAUCCAAUGCUUUGAUCGCAUUCACCAGAACAGGAUUGGACGUUAUACAAAGUGCUCUUCCAAACACAGCCCUAAGAUUGAAAAGAGUCGAAAAUACCGAUCCAGCGUUUUACGCUGGAAUGAAGGAAACUAAUGAACUAAAAGAUCGACCCGCUAAUGAUUGGGAUCCGUUGUUCAACGCCACGAGCACCCCAAUCCACGGACUGCUCAAGGUCGCUGGAAGCGAUGCAAACGAGGUUGAAAGGAAGCUGCAGGCUAUCUUGAAAGUGCUUCAGCAUGGCACUGUUACCCUAGAUGUAAAGGGUAUAUCGCCGCCUACUACCGUAGAAUCGAGAAUCGACGGCGCAGUGAGACCCAAAGAUUUCAUACUCGACGGCAAGCUUGUCAAUCUCAAUGGCAAAGAGCAUUUUGGGUUUGAGGACGGCAUCUCUCAGCCAUUGAUACAAGGGAUUGACACACUCGAGCCGGAAGUUGCUGGUGUGGCAAAUAUGAAUACCGAUGAAGAAGUCAUCAUCCUAUCCAAGUUUAGCCCCAAAACCGAUAACAAUGUAGCCCGUCCCGACUGGAUGUACAACGGGACAUUCCUUGUCUUUCGCAAGCUUGAGCAGGACGUGGAUGCCUUCAACAAGCUCAUCAAAACUUGGAAUCAACAUGGCUGCUCUAGCGAGAAGCACAUGGGCGCAAAGCUGAUGGGACGUUGGGAGAGUGGUGCCCCCAUCGUUAAAUUCCCGGACAACGACUCGCCCGACCCAGACAAUGCAAGGACUUUUAAUGAGUUCAACUACGACGGCGACGCUACAGGCAAGACUUGUCCUUUUGCUGCGCAUAUCCGAAAGGCCAAUCCCAGGAGACCAAGGAACCCUAACGAGCAGUCAACUUUUCUGACCAGAAUGAUCCGGAGUGGAAUCACCUAUGGGUCUGAGUUCUCCGAGAAACCUCUGGAAAAGCGUGGUCUCUUGUUUGCAUGCUAUCAGAGUCAUAUUGAGUCAGGAUUCAAGUUCAUGCAGGCCUCUUGGCUCAACAAUGAGAACUUUUCGACCGCAGGAGCUGGUCAUGAUCCAAUCAUGGGCCAGACGGCUAACAGGAAGUUGUUGACGAAUAUCGGCGGUACCUCAGUCAGCUUUGAUGAGAUGGUAACACUGAGAGGUGGUGACUAUUUUUUUGUGCCAUCGAUUUCGGCUUUGCAAAAGACACUGGGCCAGGACUGA
Messenger RNA from Endocarpon pusillum Z07020, 1443 nucleotides. RefSeq lists its product as uncharacterized. Lineage: Eukaryota; Fungi; Ascomycota; Eurotiomycetes; Verrucariales; Verrucariaceae. The record is from RefSeq and is a predicted model, not a curated record. The transcript has 4 exons. Gene Ontology annotation, cellular component: cytosol. The coding region runs from base 1 to 1443 and encodes 480 amino acids. Gene Ontology annotation, molecular function: heme binding; peroxidase activity.